CAGUAGCGGAGAAACAGUGUGUGAAUGUGGCAACAGGGAGACAGGGAGGGGUAGACCAGACUAGACCAUGGUUUUACAUUUUUUUCUGAUCCCACCCGCGAUAUAACCAAUUAUUUACAUCCUACCAAACGCACCGACCACGUCGGGUAACUUUUCGGAACAGCACGCGUUUCUUUCCUGGGGAUUAAAGCAACCUGAGAGCAACACAGAACAAGAAGAAGAAGCAGAAUAAAGACCAUGGUGCUUUAAGAGCGAGAGGAGCGCCGGACGCGUAGCGGGCGACACACACGGGGGGAAGGAUGGACCAAGCCUGCAUCCUGAGAAAGUUUAUCGAGGGGGUCACCGCCAUGAGAGAAGGGGACGAGCGGGGAGAGGACAACUUCGGCAGUGACUUCAUGAGGCUUCGCCGGCUGUCCACCAAGUACCGUACGGAGAAGAUCUACCCCACCAACGUAGGAGAGAAGGAGGAGAACGUCAAGAAGAACCGAUACAAGGACAUCCUUCCAUUUGAUCACACCAGGGUGAAGGUGACGUUAAAAACAACCAAUCAGGACACAGAUUACAUCAAUGCCAACUUUAUUAAGGGUAUGGAUGGGCCUGAGGCCUACAUCGCCACACAGGGACCCCUCCCCAACACGGUCAUGGACUUCUGGAGGAUGAACUGGGAGUACAACGUUGCGGUUAUUGUGAUGGCAUGCAGAGAGUUUGAGAUGGGCAGGAAAAAGUGUGAACGGUAUUUUCCGAUGCUGGGGGAGGAGCCGAUGUCUUUCGGGCCCUUCAGAAUCUCGUGUGAAUCAGAACAGACCAGAACAGACUACUUCAUCAGGACCCUGCUGGUGGAGCAUGAAGAGGAGUCGCGGAGGCUGACCCAGUUCCACUACAUGAACUGGCCCGACCACGACGUGCCCUCGUCCUUCGACUCCAUCCUGGACAUGAUCGCCCUGAUGAGGGAGUACCAGGACACGGACGACGUACCCCUGUGCAUACACUGCAGUGCUGGCUGUGGGAGGACAGGUGCCAUCUGUGCCAUCGACUACACGUGGAAUUUGCUCAAAGCUGGGAAGAUUCCAGAAGAUUUCAACGUUUUCCGGUUGAUCCAGGAGAUGAGGACACAGCGGCACUCUGCAGUCCAGACAAAGGAGCAGUAUGAGCUGGUCCAUCGAGCCAUCGCACAGCUCUUCCAGAAGCAGCUGCUCUUCCUGGAGAGUCCGACCAGCACGCCCAUUCACGACGGCAUGGUCGAGAGCAGUCCGGAUAAGAUCUGCCACCAAUCAGACGAGGAGCGCUGGGACACGCCCCCCCCAAAACCACCUCGGGUUCGCAGCUCCCAGGUGGACGGGGGGGGGGGGGAUGUGAAGGAGGAGAUCCUGCAGCCCCCUGAGCCCCGGCCGGUGCCCCCCAUCCUCACCCCGUCCCCCCCCUCGGCCUUCCCCACGGUGACCAACGUGCGGCAGGACAACGACCGCUACCAUCCCAAGCCCGUCCUGCACGUCCUGGCCAGCGCUCAGCACAACAUGGCCAAGAACCAAGUCGACGCCCACUCGGCGAGCCGGCCCCCGGACCAGAAGGACCGCCCCAACGCCGACCUCAACGAGAACUACAGCAGCAAGUCGUCGGCGUCGGCGGCGGCGGGCGGGACCCCGACGCCCUCCUCCUCGUCCUCCUCGCCCCUCUCCCCCCCCGCCGCCGAGGGCUCCGGCGUGCCGCGCGUCGAGCGCAAGCUGAGCAUCGAGAUCAAGAAGGUCCCGCUGCAGGAGGGCCCGCGCAGCUUCGACCCGUCGGCCGCCGCCGCCGCCGCGGGCGGGGCCGCCAUCGCCGCCGGCGGCAACACCAACAGCUCCAUCCUCCAACGCACCCACGCCUUCAAGAGCCGGGGCAGCCAGCCGCUGCUCACCUCCUCCUCCUCCCUCUCGGAGGACUCCGGCGCCGAAGGGGGCGGAGCUGGAGGAGGAGGAGGCGGAGCUGGAGGAGCGGGAGGAGGGGGAGGGGCAGGCAGCAGGGGCCUCCCGACCAGACCCAAUCACCUCCCUCUGGCGGGCGGGGAGAAGGAGGAGGCGCGGGGAGGGGGGGCGGAGUCCAAGCUGGGCCACGCCCCCUGGAGCAGCAGCCCCGAGAAGCACCUCCCCAAGAGCGCCACCUCCACCUCCUCUUCCUCCUCCUCCUCGGAGCGGCCCGCCCCCUCCUCCUCUUCCUCCUCCUCCUCGGAUCGGCCCGCCCCCUCCUCCUCCUCCUCCUCCUCCUCCACCCCGGUCAGGACAGCGCUGUGCUUCACCAACCCGCUGCACUCGGACAACUCGGACGAGGACGGCGACGGGGAGAUGGGCGGGGCCAGGGAGACGGGCCCCCACCCGCGGUCCAGCGUCUCCACGGCGACGGCCACGGUGACGGCCGCCCCGCAUCACACGGACCAGCCGCCCGCCAGGAAGGUGCUGCCGCUGUCCAUCGCUGGGCAGCUCAGCCCCGCCCCCACCAGCACCGCCGCAAACCCGUCGGAAGUGAAGACCUCCGCCUCCGCCGAGUGGAGCUGUCUGCACAGAGACACGGCGGACAGCAGUAAGAAGCUGUCCCCAGCUGACCCUCCUCUCACCGGCGCCACGGCAGCGGUUGGGAAGGCGGUCCUGGGCGGGACCCGCUAACUCCCCGCGCUAUGGAGCCCCCAGUCCAGCCCACGACCCCCCACAACGGACAG
Messenger RNA from Gadus chalcogrammus (walleye pollock), 2689 nucleotides. RefSeq names its product tyrosine-protein phosphatase non-receptor type 12-like. The transcript is spliced from 18 exons. Lineage: Eukaryota; Metazoa; Chordata; Actinopteri; Gadiformes; Gadidae. Gene Ontology annotation, molecular function: non-membrane spanning protein tyrosine phosphatase activity. Bases 300 to 2636 code for a protein of 778 amino acids. Gene Ontology annotation, cellular component: cytoplasm; nucleus. The record is from RefSeq and is a predicted model, not a curated record. Gene Ontology annotation, biological process: peptidyl-tyrosine dephosphorylation.